AUGUCAAUGGUUGAUGCGAGCUCGUGGGGCGCGGCGUUGGUAAGGAUCUCGCCGUACACUUUCUCCGCUAUUGGAAUCGCCAUCUCGAUCGGCGUCUCUGUCCUCGGAGCCGCCUGGGGAAUUUACAUAACGGGAAGUAGUUUGAUCGGUGCGGCCAUUGAAGCUCCUCGUAUUACUUCCAAGAAUCUCAUCAGUGUAAUCUUUUGCGAAGCUGUAGCUAUAUAUGGCGUUAUUGUUGCCAUCAUUCUGCAAACGAAAUUGGAGAGUGUCCCCACUUCAAAGAUGUAUGACGCUGAAUCUCUCAGAGCUGGAUAUGCAAUCUUCGCAUCUGGAAUCAUUGUUGGAUUCGCCAACCUUGUAUGCGGGUUAUGUGUAGGAAUCAUUGGAAGCAGUUGCGCACUAUCUGAUGCUCAAAACUCGACACUCUUUGUGAAGAUUCUUGUGAUUGAGAUCUUCGGAAGCGCUCUCGGGUUGUUUGGAGUUAUUGUGGGGAUCAUUAUGUCCGCACAAGCAACAUGGCCGACUAAAUAG
Messenger RNA from Eruca vesicaria subsp. sativa (arugula), 531 nucleotides. Lineage: Eukaryota; Viridiplantae; Streptophyta; Magnoliopsida; Brassicales; Brassicaceae. The record is from the annotation of a GenBank genome assembly.